Archocentrus centrarchus (flier cichlid) is the source of this 1574-nucleotide messenger RNA. RefSeq names its product retinol dehydrogenase 5 (11-cis/9-cis) (gene rdh5). Gene Ontology annotation, molecular function: all-trans-retinol dehydrogenase (NAD+) activity. Gene Ontology annotation, biological process: steroid metabolic process; retinoid metabolic process. The record is from RefSeq and is a predicted model, not a curated record. The coding region runs from base 179 to 1177 and encodes 332 amino acids. Gene Ontology annotation, cellular component: intracellular membrane-bounded organelle. The transcript has 6 exons. NCBI's taxonomy places the organism in Eukaryota, Metazoa, Chordata, Actinopteri, Cichliformes, Cichlidae.
GGAUAAACUGCAGGGAUAAAGCUUCUCUCUGACCAGCUUCUCUGAGCUAAGACUGGAGAAUAACCAGAAAGGGAAGAGGAGAGACAGCGUGUAGAGUUCCAUCACUUCCCAAAAAGAUAAAAAGCAGGCAUCAAGUCCUCCAGGUGACUGAAAAACUACUUCUAAUCCUGAAGGCAGCAUGGAUACACAGUUUGUCUAUGACCUUUUAGGGGAAAAUGCUUGGUUGUAUAUCUUGGCUACUUUCAUUGUGUUGUGGAUUGUCGUGUGGCUCUACAGAGACAGCGUUGAGAUCGAGGAUUUCGCGAAUAAGUAUGUCUUUGUGACUGGCAGUGACACGGGGUUUGGAAACCUGCUUUGUAAGAAACUGGAUCGUAAAGGUUUCCGUGUGCUAGCUGGCUGUCUCACAGAAAAGGGAGCUGAUGAUCUGAAGAGAGUGGCAGGGCCUUAUCUGAAGACUGUCCUGCUGGAUGUGACCAGUCAGGGUAGCAUUGAAAAAGCAAUGGAAUGGACCAAGAAAGAGGUUGGCGACAAGGGGCUUUGGGGCCUCGUGAACAAUGCUGGACGCUCUUUACCCAUGGGACCUUCAGAGUGGAUGAAAGUCGAAGAUUUCCACAGCACACUGAAAGUAAACAUGAAUGGAGUGAUUGCCAUGACAAUGACUUUCCUCCCCCUCAUCAAACAGGCUCGUGGCCGUGUUGUAAAUGUUGCAUCAGUGCUUGGUAGGGUGGCAGCAAAUGGUGGUGGAUACUGCAUCUCCAAGUUUGCAGUAGAAUCUUUCUCUGACUGUCUCAGGAGAGACAUCCACUACUUUGGAAUUAAGGUGUGUAUAAUUGAGCCUGGGUUUUUCAAGACGGCGGUAACGAGCCUUGAACCCCUUGAGAGGGAACUGCAUCGCCUGUGGAACCAGCUCAGCCCUGAAGUAAAGGCCAGCUAUGGAGACAAGUACCUUGAUAAAUAUAUCAAGAUCCAGCGUUUGAUUAUGAAUGCUAUAUGCGACUCUGACCUCAACAAGGUGACCAACUGCAUGGAGCACGCUCUCACGGCUGCCCACCCUCGCACCCGAUACAGUGCUGGAUGGGAUGCCAAGCUGAUCUGGAUCCCCCUUUCUUACAUGCCUUCCUUUGUAGUUGAUAUUGCACUGAAGCUGGUGCUUCCACGUCCCUCAAAGAGUGUCUGACUUGGGAUGACUUUUAAAAAAUGUCUUCAGAGUUAUCAGAAUUUUUGUUGCUUUAAGUCAUUAUGAUGCAGUAAGGAGCCUGACAUUAUUAUUAUUUUUCUUUUAAAACUGAUUCAUAUGCCUUAUCAGUGUUGGCCAUGAUGUGAUAUUAUGAUAACGCUGGCCAUUACUGCUAUUAUAUUUAUACAUGCAUUUUCUCUAUAAUGUCUGCUUGACAUUUCUAGACAACAACAACAAAAUAUCCAUACAGUUUGCUGUAUACAUAUAAUUCUGUUUGUUAACACUAUGCUGGGUGUUUUAACACUGUUAUUUAUGAUGCUGGGUAUGUAUGUUGUUCACCAUGAAAGCCUAAAUAAAGAUUAUUAUAAUAUUAAGAAACUGUGGGCAUACUGUGUGC